GCAAACGUCUGCUCUCGCGUUUUCCCGCCCAGUACGUCAUCAGCUGUUUGGACUGAUUGAUAACAGAAAGCAAUGGGAGCUUACAUCAGCUGUCACAGGCUUUGACUGCAGGGAUUUGGCUGGCGUGGAGUCCACGUUAGAAGGUUGGCAGAUAUGGUGAGGCACAGCGUGAUGACGGAGUUGCAACCCUUCCAGCCCUCCCUCCAGGGUAACUCCCUGGCUUUGGGCCAAGUAGGGCAAAACUGUGGGAGCAUUCAGGAGAACAGAAAUACCUCAGAGGAGAGACAAAAUCUUUCCCAAGACCCAGCAGAGUGUGAAAAAAGCCAGCCAGUGAACAUCCCAGAUACAGGUAAACGAAAGAAGAAGAAAAGAACUAGAGCGACAGACAGCUCCACUGGCACUUUUGAUGAUCUCUACAAAUUGACUCAUGAGGUGCUCGGCCAGGGAGCAUAUGCUAAAGUUCAAGGAUGUAUCAGCCUGCAGAAUGGACAUGAGUAUGCCGUGAAGAUCAUAGAAAAGAGUGCAGGACACAGCCGCAGCAGAGUCUUUCGAGAAGUGGAGACUCUUUAUCAGUGUCAAGGAAAUAAGAAUAUUUUGGAAUUGAUCGAAUUCUUUGAGGACAACAACUGCUUUUAUUUGGUAUUUGAAAAGCUGCGUGGUGGUUCUAUUCUUACACAUAUCCAAAACCGAAAGCACUUUGAUGAACUGGAGGCUAGUAAGGUAGUGAAAGACAUUGCCCAAGCUCUCGACUUUUUACACACAAAAGGCAUUGCCCAUAGAGACCUUAAGCUAGAAAACAUACUCUGUGAAUACACUGAUCAGGUGUCGCCAGUAAAGAUCUGUGACUUUGAUCUAGGAAGUGGAGUAAAGCUCAGCAGUGCCUGUACACCCAUAACAACCCCAGAGCUCACAACACCAUGUGGCUCAGCAGAGUACAUGGCUCCAGAAGUAGUUGAGGUGUUUACUGAUGAGGCCUCCUUCUACGACAAACGCUGUGAUCUGUGGAGCCUCGGAGUCAUCCUCUACAUCUUACUGAGCGGCAGCCCACCCUUCAUAGGACACUGUGGCUCUGACUGUGGCUGGGAUCGGGGAGAAAGAUGCAGAACAUGCCAGAGUCACCUGUUUGAGAGCAUCCAGCAGGGCAAAUAUGAAUUUCCAGACAAGGACUGGGCCCACAUCACAGUGGGCGCCAAGGACCUCAUAUCAAAGCUGUUGGUUCGGGACGCCACUCUGCGCCUCAGUGCUGCUCAGGUCCUCAAGCACCCUUGGGUGCAGGGGAAUGCUCCAGAGAGAGGUCUUCCAACUCCUCGUGUUCUGCAGAGGAACAGCAGCACCAAAGAUCUGACCCAGUUUGCAGCAGAAGCCAUCGCCUUCAACCGGCAGCUAUCCCAGCACGAGGAGCAGCGGGAGGACGUCGGAGCCAUUGUUUGCUCCAUGAGGCUUUCUCCUCCUUCUAACUCCAGGCUGGCUCGCAGACGGGCACAGUCCAGUGCUCUCCGGCACGGAGACUUUGCACCCGCUUCAGAUGACACCACAGCCUGAGGGUCCUUAACUUCCUUAUCAUGUUAUCUGAAUAAUUUUAGUUACCUUCUGUGUGGACUUUUAUUUUUAUAGGGAGCCUUGUAGGAUCAGUCACACAGUAUGAAAAGUGUUUCUGUUGUUGAAAGUCUUCUCCUUGGCCAGUAGUCUUAUCCGUGAGAGUUUGAACAUCAAGUGUGCAGUUAAACCUCAGCUUCCGCCUACUAAUAGAAAACAGUAAAACUUCCAGGAUUUGACCAGGAGAUACUUUAAGCUGCCUGAGUAUUUUUAGAAAAGGUUUGAUUUUCUUUCAGAACAACUUUGUCUUUAAGAAAUUUACAUAUUGUCUUCACAGGUUGGGUUAGUCAUUGUUACCCAAAACACCAGAAACUGCUCUCAGUGCCAGCAGUUUUUACUAAAAUACAUAUCAUCACCAAAAACAGCAUUUUAAGAAUCAGGACAGCUACGCAGCAGCAGCUGCUGCUGCUUUAAUGCAAUAUCGUCUUAUAGGGAGAUUUUUUUUUACUUUUCUUGUUUUUACAGCUGUGAAUUAGUUAUUUUAUUUGAAAGCUUUUUAGUGACUAAAGAAAAUGGAUUUUUUGUUGCUUUUUUAAAGCAUGUUUCCUUUUCUUUUUUAUAUACAUAUGAUUUUUAUGUGUGAAUGUAUGUGAUUUAAAUGAUAAAACAGACAACACUUAGAGGAGUCUGAGGGUUAAACUGGGCCUUUCCCCUGUUUUACCUGUUGACUCUUUUGUCGAGCUGUGUCUUCAUGACUACCUGAGAGUGUGGCUGGAUCUUAAAGUUUUUUUUCUUCCUUUCUUUCAUGUCAAUACAAGCUACCUGCAGCACUGAUGUACUUUAAAAUAAAUAUCUUAUUUAGUUUGCCCAGAAUGGGAGGUUCUUGUGUUUUUAAAGCUUCACCAAUGAUAUGAUUUUGACACUUAAAAAUAGUAUUUAUCUUUUCAGCGGUUUUGCUAUAACUUCUCAUUGGAGGUCAUGUUUGGUGUUGUGAUGCAGAUUAUUCCAAGAGGUUUGCUUAAUUUCUUAUUGUCUUAGUGGUCUUAUAUAUAUUUUUAAGUCUAAAUUACUUGAAAUGUGAAAAUUGCAUUUGUUUUAAGUUUUAUGCAGUUCAUGAGACUUAAAGCUGAACCGUGGGACUUUUAUAUAUAAUGUUAAUGUGUACACACAAAGACUAUUCACCGUGUGUGCAGCAGGUAUGGUCUCUGUAUUUUGUAAUGUUCCUGAUUCCUGGGCUGGCACGCUGGUUUAGAUCAAUCGGCAGUGACUGGGUUUGCCAGGGCUCGAGAGAGCUGCAGCUAAAGCAAAUGGGAUGGCUUAAAAAACUAGAAAGGGACUAAGAGAGAUCUUUUGCUGCUUCAGAUAAGUGUCACUGGGAGGGAAAGCGGUUGAAAGCCAGUAGAAACAUUUAGCAGUGGUGAAGCCUUGUUCUAGAUUUGCAUCACAAGCACUUGUUGAUGAUAUCUGUGUAAUCUACCUGUUACAAGCCCUGCAUGGCUGGUUUAAAGGGAUUGGAGAAUAGUUUAUGUUGCACUAGUGAGAUACGUGAUUCUAUUCUGUGAAGUGAGUUUAAAAAAAUAUUUUUUAACAGUUUUAUAUUGUCCCUGUGUGGUUUUUUUUUUUUUUUUUUUGAUUUUGUGUCUGUGCCAAUGGAAACUGUUAUGGACGAACUGAGAAUUCUUUCUGAUUUUUAUCCUUUAAGUUUUAAAAAAAAAAUUUUUUUUUUUGAAGAAGCUACUUUUUCUUUGUUGUCUUAUAAUUUAGACUGUCUGUGUUUGAAUGGGAUCUCCAAAGGCUCCUGUUUACCAUACCCUACAAAGUUUAUGUGCCAGUGCUAACUCAUUCCCUUAUUUCACACUGUUGCCAUGGACAACCCAUCCCUAUAGCAACUAAGGGCCUUCAUAGGCUGGCAUGAAUUGAUGGAGAUUUGCUCAGAAUGAAUACACAUGUUAGGAAACAACUGCUUGCUAUGUUAAAGCCCCCACACUUCUUGUAUGAAUCAUAAAAGAAGCUGUUUGUUUCCCUCCGUCUACUUGAAAUGGCCUAGAAUGAGAUGCAGUAAUUGGUAUGCGAUUAUAGAGUCUCUCUGAAAUGUGUCAAAGCUCAUAUGGGGUCCUAUGCAUAAAGCUCUCAUGUGUAGAGCGUAUUUUCACUGGCAUGUUGUGUUCUCAAUAAAAAGCUCUUCAGUGUC
Oreochromis aureus is the source of this 3727-nucleotide messenger RNA. It is a transcript of the gene mknk1, whose product is annotated as MAPK interacting serine/threonine kinase 1. Bases 154 to 1542 code for a protein of 462 amino acids. Gene Ontology annotation, cellular component: cytoplasm; nucleus. The record is from RefSeq and is a predicted model, not a curated record. Lineage: Eukaryota; Metazoa; Chordata; Actinopteri; Cichliformes; Cichlidae. The transcript has 14 exons. Gene Ontology annotation, biological process: protein autophosphorylation; intracellular signal transduction; peptidyl-serine phosphorylation. Gene Ontology annotation, molecular function: ATP binding; calcium-dependent protein serine/threonine kinase activity; calcium/calmodulin-dependent protein kinase activity.